Fusarium odoratissimum NRRL 54006 is the source of this 4069-nucleotide messenger RNA. RefSeq lists its product as uncharacterized. Gene Ontology annotation, molecular function: 1-phosphatidylinositol 4-kinase activity. Gene Ontology annotation, cellular component: plasma membrane; lysosomal membrane; fungal-type vacuole membrane. NCBI's taxonomy places the organism in Eukaryota, Fungi, Ascomycota, Sordariomycetes, Hypocreales, Nectriaceae. Gene Ontology annotation, biological process: Golgi organization; endosome organization; phosphatidylinositol phosphate biosynthetic process. The transcript is spliced from 3 exons. The record is from RefSeq and is a predicted model, not a curated record. Bases 424 to 2772 code for a protein of 782 amino acids.
UUCGAUGAAUGAUGAGCUCUCGUCAUAUCCACAACCUGGAACCUCAAACAGGCACACAUCGUCAUUCUGCAACCAGCUUCAUUUUGGUUGUCACUGCCAACAAGAGCCUCCAGCACUUGUUGCUGACUCGUUUCUCUUCUUGAUACUGCCCUUUUUCCACUUUCUCUUCACUGCCCCUUUCUUGAUAAACUAUAUUACUCCUUUUCUCGAAUAACAACAACAUCCAUUUAUAAUCUUAUCCCUCCACCCCCUUUCAACCUAAAUCAACACGCAGUCACGAUCGAGUAUCCGAACGAAUUCUCCAUCGACGAACUCAACUCCUAAAACUUCAGCCUCUACCUAGGGAAUGGCCUUGAAAACAGUCUAAUACCGCCCCAACCACUCUCUACGUCUUCAUCCGCCUUAGCCCCAUCCGUCGCCAACAUGCCUCGAUCACGACCCGCAACAACAGGCUAUGAACGCCUCGCACAGGCCGACGACAUCAGCGACGACUCAGAUGAGGAUCCCCUCUCCCAAUCCUACGCAUCUCUACAGCCCGCGGCCGCUCCACGAUAUGCCCCCGUAACUCAACCGCGCCAUCGUUCUGGCAUGGCUAGUCCCAAAUCAUUUGCCUCGUCAUCGCAACCCAAAUUUCGCCAUCGUUCAGGAAGCAGCGCCGGUGUCGACCUCAAGGCCAUCAAUGCUCGUCUGGAGCGAUGGGCAGACGAGAUUGCUUCGCGUUUCAAGCGCAAGGGGAAGAACCAGCAAGGCGAAGAGGAGCGCCUUGAAAUUCACUAUUCUGUCUUCCAGCCUCCCGAGGGUGUUCGACCGGUGACCGCUGAGAGUAUUGCGGCGCCGCAGGAAGGUGUCAUGACCAGAGCAGAGUUUGAAACCAUCGUGGAAAGCGUACGAAGUGCUAUUCGGCAAGAAAUCCACCCAAGUAUGAUUUCUCAAGGCAGUUCUGGUAGUUACUUUGCACGAAAUCCUGAUGGCAAAAUUGUCGGUGUUUUUAAACCCAAGGACGAGGAGCCAUACGCUGCAGGAAACCCCAAAUGGAACAAGUGGAUUCACAGAAACUUGUUCCCCUGCUGCUUUGGAAGAGCCUGUCUUAUUCCUAAUCUCUCGUAUGUCAGCGAAGCAGCUGCCUACGUACUCGAUUGCCAACUACGAACACACCUCGUUCCAUACACAGACGUUGUAUGGCUUGCUUCCAAAUCCUUCCACUAUCCAUUCUGGGAUCGCCGCAAGUUCCAUCGCAAGAAGAAGCCUCUCCCCGCGAAGCCCGGCAGCUUCCAGGUCUUCCUCAAGGGCUUCAAGGAUGCCAACGUGUUCCUUCGUGAACAUCCUUGGCCGGAUCAAUACUGGUCAGGAUUCCGUACAAACGAUGGUCAGAGUAAGAAGAAGAGGAGAUGGACGGAGAGCUGCCGUCCAUCAGGAAACGCCUCGCCGAACGAUGGAUACAACAGCGACGACGAAGAAGCUGCCCAAGCCGCGAAUCUUUUGGGUCCUGAUAACUUCAUAUGGACCGACAACUUGAAAGAAUCUCUGCGGGAAGAGCUUGAGAAGCUGGUCAUUCUCGACUACAUUAUGCGAAAUACAGAUCGUGGUCUGGACAAUUGGAUGAUCAAGGUUGAUUGGGAGACAGGCAAGGCCUCGAUAGCAUCAGACCCCAUCCAAAUGAACAUGGAACCCGUCGCUGAGGAAGAGGGCCCUCGACCUGUUGAUCUUUCACAACAAGGGCCUCGUGCUACGAGGGCGUCAUAUCCUUAUAAGACCCAGAGACCUAUGAGCGCCUCAAGCCGACAACCAGCAGGAAACGAGCCAGCAAUUACCAUUGGAGCUAUCGACAACUCACUGUCAUGGCCCUGGAAACACCCUGAUGCUUGGAGAAGUUUCCCCUUUGGCUGGCUUUUCCUCCCCGUUGACCUCAUCGGAAGGCCAUUUUCUCAAAAGACACGGGAUCACUUUCUACCAUUGCUGACAUCCACAUCAUGGUGGACUCAGACGAUUCUCGCUUUAAAGAGGGUAUUCCAGAUGGAUGUUGAUUUCCAGGAACGCAUGUUUGCUAAGCAAGUCGCCGUCAUGAAGGGUCAGGCCUGGAACGUCGUUGAGACACUCAAGACUCCUGAUCAUGGCCCUCUUGAACUGACCCGCCGAGCGAGAGUUUGUGUCUGGGAUGAUCUAGUUGACGUGCCUGUUGCUGUUCCUAUGCGUAAUACGUCCUCGGAAGUCCGCCGCAACCCCCACGUCCGUCAAUCCAUGGACGAGGCCGACAUUGCUAGUUCGGCUCCGACCAAUAAUCCUCCAAUCGAGGACCUUCUCGGUCUGGCCAGUGCACCCGCCGAUAUGCCUCAUCCAGGUAGAUUUGAGCUCUCAUCUCCGACAGGCGAGACUGCUCAGUCACCAGAUGAGGUGCCCCCAAGCGAACCCAACCUCCUGGCACCAGCGGGGCAGCAACAAAACGGUGGAGAUAUAGCCAAGCGUCCCACGGUCCAGGCAGCUGGGUUUAGGAACAGCUACCAGGGUCCUGUUCGUGCACUCAACAUGUAUGAACCAGCACGCCAGCAGGCACCGCGACAGCAACGAAGAUAUUCAUUUGCCAACGCUGCUGCCCGUCGUAACAGCAACACCAUCGCACAGCAGUAUUAUGGUGAAAAUGAGAACUACACCGACGACCUAGAAGGUGACCUAGGAUAUGCUGCAGCUGAGGGGCAGAUGGGCAACCAACGCAAGGUCAUUGUUGAGCGGCUCGAAGCCGUCAAGAGUAGGAACCCCGUCUUUACCUGCUGGUAGGGGCCUUGACCUUGGCCGCAGCAUUUUGUUUGCUUUUGAUUUGAACGGCUGUCUGUCUUCAAAGACUGCAGGCAUUGGAUACACUAUCUCUGCCAAGGUCUCAGCAGUCACGUCACUUCACAGGGUGGCCUUCCCAAUAUGUCAUUCCGUGAGGUUGCAUCCCUUAUUAAGGCCACCUUGAUCUUAUAAAUCCAGGGGUAACCUGUUGCAUCCGUGCUGUUCCCCUCUUGGUCAAUAUGCAACUUGUUCGAAUAUUUGGUCGAGCGUUACUGGUUCGGGGUUUAUGUGCAUAAUGCUGGUCACCGUGAGGUUUUUUCCCAGAGACACAAUGGUCCUUUUGGAACACUUGUCUCACUGCAAGCCAGUGUACCAUCGCUACGAAAAGAGAAAACAGGCCGCCCAGGUUUGCAAGCAAGCCACAGAAUCCAAGCUGACUUGCAUGAGAACUCGAAAACCAAGCGAGGAUGUGUGCAAGCAGAGCGGGGUCAAGAGCUGACAUGUCAUUACUGUACAGUAUGGUUCAAAGGCUCUGGUUCGGAAUUUGCUGUGCUUAUCCCGGUGCAGUAUUCGGUGGUGUCUUGGGAGUUUUGGGCUAAAGAAGCCGUACGGGUUAUGAUGGUAAAAUUCAGAUGUCGUUAUGAUAGCCCACCACAAAAUAGAAGGAUAUGGAUACAGGCUAUAGCCCAAUCUUUUUUUGGACAUCAUGCUGUAGCAUCCAUGGCUUAGUUCAUAGAUACUGUUGAGAUCUUGAGCCUUCCAAAAUGCCGUACAAACUGUGUUAUCUGUGCUGAGGAAUAGAAACCGAAUGGUGUGGUAAAUCCCACGGAUUAGCGGAACAGUGCCCGUAUAACCACGCCCACCAAUUUCCCGGGUUUCUGGUCAGAACCCGAGAGUCUGGGUCGGUAAACCAUGGCUUGAGCAUGGUUCCCCCUGUCUUUGUAGUAUCAGCCGUAGCGCAUAAGCGUUCUACUAUCGGUUAGUUGACAAUAGUGAUUCAGACAAAGUGCUACCAGAGCUGAGUUCUGUUUGCUCUGCAAUCUUGCAUGUCGGUGUCCUGCCCAAUCCACCAUGUCUUGUAUUGGAACAGACCGCGGCUAAGUUUAUCCGAGUGACGGAGUUAUCCAUAUGAGGCCGCACCACGUAGUCAGAAAGGUAACAGUCAGUUGACGAUCCUCCUUUGGCGUGCAGCCUGGCAGCCUUUUGGACUCGGUGCUUUAUGUUUAUCCCCCCACAGACUCCAUGAUGGCGGCCCGUAGCGGCUGUUGAAAGGCUGCGUGUGGGUAAGGGAGCCACUGGA